AUGCCCCGCCACCAAAUCAACUUAGAACCCUACCGGGAUGAGAUCGUUAUUCUUUAUCACGGCGGUAACAGUAGCGACUCCAUCAGCCGCACCCUUGCGAGUCGACAUAACAUCCAAGUUAAAGAGCGAACCAUUCAGUCUCGCCUCCGCAAGUGGGGCAUCCGCAAACGACAUCGGACGACAACAGGCGAUGAAGCGUUGCAUGCGCGAAUCAAGAUGCUCUAUCUGCAAGAUAGGCUGACCGACAAAGCUAUGCUCAAUAUGCUGCAGCAAGAAGGUUACGGUAUAUCUGAGCGCACUUUGCGUCGUCUGCGAUUCAAACUAGGACUCCAUGCCAGGACUUUGGAUCAAGAGCAGCAUCAGGUACAGGGACAAAUGCAGAUGAUGGCUCCGCUCUCCCAGACAGAUACCCAACAGGUGUGA
Penicillium bovifimosum is the source of this 423-nucleotide messenger RNA. Its product is annotated as Clr5 domain-containing protein. The coding region runs from base 1 to 423 and encodes 140 amino acids. The record is from RefSeq and is a predicted model, not a curated record. The transcript has a single exon. Lineage: Eukaryota; Fungi; Ascomycota; Eurotiomycetes; Eurotiales; Aspergillaceae.